UGAGAAAUAUUUUAUUUUUAUUCACAUCUUAACAUUUUGCUGAGUAAUGGUUAGAUCGAAAGAUUAACUCGCAUCGACUAAUACGAUAAACGUGUUUUAUACAUGUGUCGCAAUACAUGUAUAUAUAGCACAAGAUAACCGGUAAAACGUGUGCGUAUCAAGUAGAGAGAAUGUGCUGACCACUGUCGAUCAGUCUCUCCACUACUGCGUAUAAUAUCAUCAAACUAGCAGAAUCAUCAUUACGUACUCAACAAGGUGAAUCUGAAGACCGAAAAAGAUGUCUGAAAUAAAUCCAGAAGUGCUCAAAGUAUUCGGCUUUUGGGGCAGCAUAUUGGUCCUGAAAGUGAUGGCGAUGGCGCCGUUAACUGCACGACAACGAUUCCGAAAGAGAGUAUUCGCAAAUCAAGAGGACGUUUCGUUUAACCCUAAAGCUAAGGUGACUUUCGAUGAUCCGGAUGUGGAACGUGUACGCAGGGCACACCUGAACGAUUUGGAGAAUGUUGUACCUUGGUUCAUCGUCACGUACCUCUGGCUAGGAACGGGACCUGCACCGUGGUUGGCCAAAACUCUAAUAAGAACCUUUGUAUUUUCCCGUGUCUUUCACACUAUAUCAUACGCAAUCUUGCCGCAACAGCCUACGCGUGUGAUAUCUUUCUUUGUGGGAUUUGCCAUCACAGGUUUUGAAGCACUUAAAACAUUAAUGUAUUACUGUUAACUUUUUUACAAAAAUCUUUAAAACAGAGAACCUGAACGCACAAUAUGAUACAAAUGUAAUAACAAGCUGCACAACGAUAACAUUCCUUUUGUAUUUGGGGAAAAAAGAAUUUUAUACUAGUUUAUACUAUUUUAUACUUUUUGAGCAAUAUUUUCUGUUUUGAAAGAAUAUAUAUUAUAUGAAAUAUAUAUGUAUGUAUAUGUAUGUAUGUAUAUAUAAACAUAUACUAUAUCUAUAUAAUAAAAAAAAUGUAAACUAAAAAUAUACGAUAUUUCUGUGUAUAAUGGAAUAAACAGAAACUUUUGUAAACAAAAUAAGUGAAUAUACUAAGAGACCAAAAUGAGUACAUCUAUAGAGGAAAGUUAUGUUUAAUAUUAAAUUAAAUUAAAAUUAUUUCUUUAAUUUGAAGUUAUUUUUUUUUAAAGUUUAUUUGAUUUUAAAAAAAUAUCAUUGUUAGUCUUUUUGAAAUAAAUAAAUUAAAUUAAAUUUGUUUAAAUUACUUGUUUAAUUUAAUUCAAUUUUUUAAUUCAAAAAAAGUAUUGACAGAAAUGUAAAAAAUAUAAUAUAGUUGUUUUGAUUUUUAAAAUAUAUUUUUUAAAUAUAUUUUUUUUACUUAAAAAAAGAUUUGCAUUGCCAAACCAUUUCUUUCAUUCUAAUAAAAGGAACGACUAAAAAAUUUCUUUAAAUCAAUGAAACUUUUCUUUAAUCGUACAGCAAUACACAAAUUUUUUUAAUUCAAACAAAUAUUUUUUGACUCGACGAAACUUUUCUUCGGAUGCAAUUGGAUGUUAAUUUAAUUAAAUAACCUAACCUAAAUAAAAUAUAUCUUUAGUUUUUAAACACACAAGUAGGUCUGAGAGGUCCCAUAUAAUAAAGUUUCGAACGGUUGCUGUGUGAAAACGUUGGGGUUUGUGAGACUAACAUUGUAUGUGAAACUUUUUUGUGAGUAAUCUUAUAUAAAAAAAAACCAGAC
Molecule: messenger RNA, 1688 nt
Organism: Solenopsis invicta (red fire ant)
Lineage: Eukaryota; Metazoa; Arthropoda; Insecta; Hymenoptera; Formicidae
Product: microsomal glutathione S-transferase 1
Exons: 2
Coding region: 278-715 (145 amino acids)
Cellular component (GO): membrane
Source: RefSeq, a predicted model, not a curated record